GCAUGGAGUAGCAUGGAGUGCAUGGAGCGCAGAGCUUUAAGGGGCGCAAGAAGCUCCCCCUUUAGCUCCAUGCUACUCCAUACGAUCCAUGCGCUCCAUGCCAUGCGAGCUGUGGAGCCUCAUAUUUAUAAGUUGCUCUGUUAUUCGAGUGUCUAACUCAUCGAUCUAUUGCCAGUGACUUGUACAAGUUCGGCCUUCUCCUCGAAGAACCAGCUUCAAAAGUCCAAUAUUUUGCACGUUUGCGGUAUGAAGCAUGUAGACUAGUUUAUGGAGAGUCUGAUGAAAAGACGCAGCAAAUCAAGUCGUUCAUCACGAGACCGCAUGAUGCGGAUGCAAUGAUGCGGGAGCAGCUCAUGCUAGACUCAGACAAUUGUAUGACCCUCGAUCGAACCCGCGAGACGCUACAGGACGGACACGGCCGUCGCUAGAAAUCCAGCAAGUGUGCAAGCACAAAUGCAUCCGAGGACAAUACUCGACUGACGAUAGAAGAAGGGACGCGUGAUUUUGAUUGCUGAUGAUACGUAUUCGAGAAAUGCCAUUCCAUGCGUGCCUGCUACAUAUCGGAAUCCCGUUUUUCCCGAGUUCGAAUACUGAUAAGAUAAAUUGCAAGUUCACAAGUGCUGUGACAUUGCUUCCCAGCGCACAUGCUGGCAGAGGCCGAAGCAGGGUUGUUCACAGUCAUCUUUUUUUGCAUGCCCCUUUCGCGGUGCAGUACGGUAGGGAUGCAUCAUCAACGCUCUCUGCAUUCACAGAUGGGGUCGCGAUGUUGGGCACCUUGUUUCUCACCCCUUGUUGCGCGGCCGUACAGAGCCGGCUCGGUUUUGUCGCGUUGUUUGGGUUGCUCGCCAGUCUCCUCUCGGUCGGGACGCUGCUUUCUGUGCAGUAUUACAGAGACCUCGCAGAACAAGUCGUAUCGGAUGGCGCAACAGAUGAGAAAGUGUCGGAAGCUGGCCACGAUGCUGCCCUAAUCCAACAAGAACUUAACGCAACUGGAACCGCGCGGCUGUAAACCGUCGGGCAUUUUUUUUAUUGCGGGUGUGUGACAGGCUUGGCGUAACGCGUGACAACAAACCUAGCUUGCAGUAGACCCAUCGCCUGCUCGGCGGAAGAGGGGCACUUGGCUGACACUAACUACCUUACGCUCCCGCCCGCGCGUAAGGCUGAAGCUUUUCAGCGUUAGUCUUACCCUUAGCCCGUGCCUAGCUCUAUCGCGUGUCAGUUUUCUAAGCCAGAAAGUGUAGACACCAUGCGCCAGCAUUCGCGUGGUUCUGAAUCUUGUCCAAUGCUUGGCUCGUACGUAGUACGACUUAAAAUGGGAGUCACGAAUGAGCGAGGGUUUGCUUUACGAUCCACGUUUGAAGCCCAUCAAGUAAAAGAAAAGUUAUGGCACCAUCGUGCCUUUCUAGUGCUCUCGUGUUCCAUUUCCGAU
Messenger RNA from Amoebophrya sp. A25, 1429 nucleotides. NCBI's taxonomy places the organism in Eukaryota, Dinophyceae, Syndiniales, Amoebophryaceae. The record is from the annotation of a GenBank genome assembly.